CAAUAAGCCAUACUCGAGAGUACCCUGCAAACGUCACCCCGAACAAGCUCAACGCGUGAAGAUGGGAAACGGUGCCACAACACAACUUCCGGGACACCUGGAUGGUGACGAUGACGAUAUGGUGUCCGCUGGUGCCACAACACAACUUCCGGGACACCUGGAUGGUGACGAUGACGAUAUGGUGUCCGCUGGUGCCACAAAACAACUUCCGGGACACCUAGUGAGGAUCAACUGCAGCCCAUACAUUGAUUGUUCUGACAUCAGCUCCUUCCUGAAGGAUCACCACGACAGCCUGUUGGAGCGUGAUCGGCAGGUCUUGCAGUGCUGCCUCUCAGUCAUCCUGGGUGAGCCGACCUGGGUGUGGGAGCGCGCGAGUCUCCAUGUGUACGGUAGUAAACUUGCAGUGAUGUUUUACUCCAACGACAAAGCCAAUAAGUAUGUUGUGUGCAUCAAUAGGGAUGACAUAAGAUCCCAGUGUGUCAGCCGAGGAUUUCGUCUGAAGAUGAAGGAUGGCUUCCGUUCAGUGUGGAACUGGAUUGGCAAUGCAGCGGGGGCUAUUCUCGGCGCUGUAGGUGGAGCUGGGAGAAAGAUGCUGACUUACUGAGCAUUCGUGGAACCAGAGUGGCGUGGGGAUUGGGGAGGGUGUGAGGUAUUUAUUUGAAGCACUCUCAACAUUUAUGAAUUCAGAAAUAUAUAGGUGAUCAGGUAUUUAACGACCUACGUAAAUAUCGCUUGUUCAAAUCUUCUAUGGGGGGCUAAAGAAUAUAUAAUAUACAAUA
This is a messenger RNA of Haliotis rufescens (red abalone), 779 nucleotides long. RefSeq lists its product as uncharacterized. The transcript is spliced from 7 exons. Bases 62 to 604 code for a protein of 180 amino acids. NCBI's taxonomy places the organism in Eukaryota, Metazoa, Mollusca, Gastropoda, Lepetellida, Haliotidae. The record is from RefSeq and is a predicted model, not a curated record.